Molecule: messenger RNA, 1455 nt
Organism: Paramecium tetraurelia
Lineage: Eukaryota; Ciliophora; Oligohymenophorea; Peniculida; Parameciidae
Exons: 4
Source: RefSeq, a predicted model, not a curated record
AUGUUAGUCCUUAUUAGAGAAUUUAGAUGUUUCAUGUAAACAAGAUUGCAAGGAUAUACAUGUAACAUUUAAUAACUAAUCAUUAAGGUAGUCAAAAAUGGAAAAGUGUAUUGGAAAGAAGAAACCUUAGUCGAUGAAUAGAAAGAGUUUCUACAAUUAGAAGUAUUCAUCAUUUCUACUUAAUAGUUUCAAAACUUACAACCUAAAUAGCCAAUAAAUCUUAAACUUGAAUUGACAGAAUCAGUUUCCAAAAAUGAAUCCUUUUUUGAAUUUCAUCCAUCCUAAAUAAACAAUUUGACAACAUAAAAAAUCAACAUUAUCUUCAAAUGUCACCAAGAUAUUGCACUCUAAUUUACAUUAAAAGUGGAGAUAAUUAAUAGUACCAAUCAAACUUUAACUAUACCAUUCACAAAACAAUGUAAUGAAUCAUACUUUGAUCAUUCUAAGUAUUCCGUCUACUUAAAAGACUUAAAUAAUGAAAAUAUUUCAAUUUAAUGGGAUAAUAGUAAACCUUAAUUACUAUAAAAUAUUUCUACUGUUUUUGAAUUCAUACCUCCGAUUAACUAAACCAUCUAUAUAUAGGAUGUUUAAUUAAAUAUUGAUAAUAAUAAUACUAAAAGUGCCAAAGACUUGAUCAAGAAAUAUUAUCUUGAUCCUCCUUUAGCUUAUGUUAGUAACAGUAAGAAAUUGGUUAUCCAACCUGAAAUUACAUGUAAUAACAUUUCUAAUGAAAAAAUAUUAUUCCAUUUAAAAAUCAAAACUUUGAAGUUUGAAGAACCAUUUUUGAUUUACUUCUAUAAAUUAUGCGAUAAGUAAGACAAGGAUCUAGAAAAUAAUUAAGAAUUCCCAAUCUAUAUCGGAACAAAAAAAAAUACAAAUGAGUUGUUCAGAGCAGGAGUAUCCCAAAAUGACUACAAUUACUCUACCAAAUCAAUAGCUGAAAGUACUAAUGCUUUCUAAAUGUUUAUUUAUUUUAAAACAAAAGAUACACAAACAAUUUAAUAGAGACUCUUUCCAAACGGCUAGAAAAUUGAUAUUGAUAUAAUAACUAGAGUGAAGGAUGAGGAGAUUCUAAAAAUAAAACAUCAAAAAAAAUUACAAAUGAGUAAUGUAAAUGACAGAAAAUAGAUAUUGCUAUAUUUUGACUGUUAACAAUAAGGUAAUUCAACUGUUUAUGUGGAUAUCAUUUUUAAUUAUCUAGAUGAUUCUCAUAAAUAGGCAUCAUUUUCAUUUAAUAAAUUUUGUGCUAAGACCAUUUAAAAAUAAGAAAAAACCUUAUUUGGAGAGAUUAUCUAUUACUUCAUUUGUAUUGUUGCCAUGCUUUUUGGAGUCUAGACUAUUCGUUUAUUUACUAAUUUAAUAAAGUAAGAUGCUAAUGUUCCUGAAGUCACGAUAGACACUUCUUAUAAGAGAGGUUAUAGUAAUAUUGAAGAAGAGAAAUAAAUUGAAUUGUGA